This is a messenger RNA of Vanrija pseudolonga, 1854 nucleotides long. It is a transcript of the gene ILV1, whose product is annotated as Threonine dehydratase, mitochondrial. Gene Ontology annotation, biological process: L-serine catabolic process; L-threonine catabolic process. Gene Ontology annotation, molecular function: threonine deaminase activity; L-serine ammonia-lyase activity; pyridoxal phosphate binding. The transcript is spliced from 5 exons. Lineage: Eukaryota; Fungi; Basidiomycota; Tremellomycetes; Trichosporonales; Trichosporonaceae. Bases 1 to 1854 code for a protein of 617 amino acids. The record is from RefSeq and is a predicted model, not a curated record.
AUGACUAGCCAGCCAGUACCAGUGCCCACGAGGAAUAACCACCUCGCCAGCCCCAACAGCGACCUGGCUCCAUUGGCCAAGUCACCUCCCAACCAGACGUCCACCAUCGAGUACGCGUCCUCGGCACCCUUCCCUCCCUCGUCAUCCAAGCAUGCGCAGGACGGCACAGAAGACGAGAGCGUCCCAGACCACCUGUAUGCCAAGCUGCCCAAGCAGUACCUCGAGAAGGGCCCCAACGGCCAGGAUGUCCCCGACUACCUGCGCAUGAUCUUGACCUCCAAAGUCUACUCGGCCCCGCUCAACCUCCAGGAGACUCCCUUGACGUACGCGGCCAACCUCUCCAAGCGGUUGGGUUGCGAGAUCUGGCUCAAGCGCGAGGACCUGCAGCCCGUCUUCUCGUUCAAGAUCCGCGGCGCGCACAACAUGAUGGCCAGCUUGACCGAGGAGGAGAAGAAGAAGGGUGUCAUCACCUGCAGUGCCGGCAACCACGCGCAGGGCGUCGCCCUGUCGGGCAAGGCGCUCGGCAUCUCGUCGACCGUCGUCAUGCCAUUGGCCACGCCGAGCAUCAAGGUGAACAAUGUCCGCAGGUUGGGCGGCAACGCCGUGCUCCACGGCCACGACUUUGACGCCGCCAAGGCCGAGUGUCUCCGCCGCGCCAAGGAGGAGGGCCUGACCUUUAUCCCGCCCUACGACGACCCUUACGUCGUCGCCGGCCAGGGCACUAUUGGCAUGGAGAUCUGCAGGCAGGUCGCCGACCCCAACAGCCUCGACGGCGUGUUCGCCGCCAUUGGCGGCGGCGGCCUGUUGGCCGGUAUUGCCGCGUACUUGAAGCGCGUGACCGGCCCCGAGACCAAGGUGUUUGGUGUCGAGACGGUCGACGGUGACGCCAUGGACCGCUCCCUCAAGGCUGGCAAGCGUGUUCUUCUCGACGAGGUGGGACCGUUUGCCGACGGCACGGCCGUUCGUCUCGUUGGCGAGGAGCCCUUCCGCGUCUGCAAGGAGCUCAUUGACGGCGUCGUCAUUGUCGACAACGACGAGAUCUGCGCUGGUAUCAAGGACGUCUUCGAGGAGACCCGCUCCGUUCCCGAGCCAUCAGGCGCGCUCGCGCUCGCCGGCCUCAAGGCCCACAUCAUGCGCAACGGCCUGCAGGGCAGCGGCAAGAAGUUUAUCGCCAUCGUGUCGGGCGGCAACAUGAACUUUGGCCGUCUGCGCUUCGUCGCCGAGCGCGCCGAGAUCGGUGAGCGCCGCGAGGUGCUCAUGUCGUUCCAGGUGCCCGAGCGCCCUGGAUCGUUUGUCAAGCUGCACAACUACCUCAACCCGCGUGCCGUCACCGAGUUCUCGUACCGUUUCUCGCCCGGUCUGCGCGGCCACAUCAUCUGCUCGUUCUACCUCAAGGCGAGCUCGUCGUCCGCGUCUGGCCCCUCCCCCGCCGAGCGCCAGAAGGAGGUCGACACCAUCAUCUCCGACCUCGGCGGCAUGGGCAUCGAGGGGCGCGACCUUACCGACAACGAGUUUGCCAAGUCGCACGUCAGGCAUCUUGUCGGCGGCCGCGCCAACGUCGAGCACGAGAGAGUCUUCCGCUUUGCCUUCCCCGAGCGCCCUGGAGCUCUCGCCCGCUUCCUCGCCAGCCUCAAGCCAGACUGGAAUAUCUCCCUUUUCCACUACCGUAACCACGGCGCCGACGUCGGCAAGGUCCUCGUCGGCCUCCAGGUGCCGCCUGGCUCGGAGGGCGCGCUGUCCGAGUUCCUCGAGCAGCUCGGCUACCCCUGGGUCGAGGAGACGGACAACAUUGCCUACCAGUACUUCAUGUGCCCCGGCGCCGCGGCGAGCGGUGCUGCCACCCCUACUGCUUAG